CUCUCUCCUCCUUAACUCUUAUUCUUAUUCCCUCUCUCUGAACAACCUUGAACUAUCUUCUUCUAGCGUCUGUUUGUCUUUCUAACCAUGUCUCAAGAUGAUUCUACCUCCCUUACAACACCUAAAAUGAAUCUCAUCUCCUCGCUAUAUAAAAUUCAAUCCCUCUUAAACUCAAUCCUGCCUGAAUCAUCGUCAGUAGUAUCAAUCUCCACCGAUCAAAACUCACCCAUUUCACCAUCAAAGUCUAUGGUUUCUGGUCCCUCCAGGACUCGCAAAAGUCAAACCCCAAGGAAAUUUGUUCCUCCUUCUACUACAACAUGCCCUGAAAAUGAAAAGACCAACUUAGGAGAUAGUGAUCAGACUCUAUUUGUCUCAAAGUUCCUUUAAUUUCCUGAGGAAUUCGUAGAGAAGGACGGAGAAAUUGAAGUUUCAAGUCAAACUGAGGUCACCAAGGAUAUGGGUAGUGAGAGUGAAAGCAAGAUUGCUGACAAAUCCAGUCCACUGGUCAUACAUGAUUUUGAAAAUGUUGAUGGUGAUAAGGAACAAGAAAAUGAUGUUGGAAAAGGAUAUUCUGAGGAAAAUCUCCAAAAAUCAGGUAAUCUUAUCUCUCUUGCUGACUCUGCAAUAGGUCUUAAUGAGAACUUGUCUGAAAAAGGAUUGAGCAUAUCUGAAAAUUUAGAAAAUGAGGAGAAAAACUUUUCUGAAAAUGAUGACAAAGUACAUGCUUCAGAGAUUGCUGUAGGAAAUCAGGAAGAAAACAGUCUUGAUCUAAAAAUAGGAGAUACCAAUAAGGGACCUGGUACUGAGAUAGAAAAUCUAAACAGUGCAGACACUGAAAAUGUCUUAUCAACUAUUGUUAUGUCUUCAAGUCAUGCUAAACUUCGUGGUGAAAGUGCAAGAAAGCACAUCUCCGAUAAGCCUCCCAAUACUAGACAAAGAAGUAGGGCUCAACGUGAGACGGUUUUAAAAGAUGCCAAAGAAAAGAAUAAACGAAAGAAAAGGAAGAGGCUGAUAAAAAAUGCCUUAAGAGAUAAGGAAACCGUGGUUAUAGUCUCUGAGAAUGAAUAUGAAGAAGAAUCACCUCAAUCAGCAAAGAAAUACUCCAAGAAACACUCAAUAAACAAAGAAAAGAAGCCUAAGGAAGAUGAGAUUGUAGGAGACACUCAUGAGGAUGGAAAUCUGGAGAAAAAUGCAUCUGGUCUUGCUAAGAAAAGGAAAAGUGUUUCAGGAGAAGAACCUGGUCCCACCAAGAAAAGACAAAGGAUCAAAGAGUUAAAAUUCAAAGGCAGGAAAACUUGA
Molecule: messenger RNA, 1299 nt
Organism: Lycium ferocissimum
Lineage: Eukaryota; Viridiplantae; Streptophyta; Magnoliopsida; Solanales; Solanaceae
Exons: 2
Coding region: 457-1299 (280 amino acids)
Source: RefSeq, a predicted model, not a curated record